AUGUCAAAUAAUGCUCCCGCCGGAAGACCGUCCGCGCAAGCGUCCACGGUAAAUGGACGUGUUCUCCGCCAUGAAUCCGGUCUUCCUUCAACCACUGCCAGUCCCUCGUCGAGCUCAAAACCGAUACCCAUCUCACGGGGGACAAAAGGGAAGCCCGCGUACAAUAAUGGCAGAAGCCCGCCACACAAGAUCUCUCGGGCAGUUACCUUUGACGAACAGACACCGCCGUUAUCAGAAAGAGACAGCAUAUUUGCCGACCAUUAUGUAUCACACCAGAGCGUGCCUUCCUCUCCAGCAGAAGAAUUGACACGAUCUUCCUUGCCUUCUACACCACGGAAGGUGCCCCUCAAGAUGUCGACCAUGGUUGCCCGCCCCGUCUCUCCUCCAGAGUCCUCCAAGACCGCUCGUCCGCAGUCCCCGCGGAAUAUCGAAUGGCUUCAAAGAACCAAUUCUGCUACCGAAAAAGACCUGACCGCUCCAACCUCUCGACCGCCCUCAGGAACGUUCCUGGGUCUCCGGAGACUUCCUUCAGAUGGACAUCCGUGGACCAAGAAGUUUCAUGUCGGUGUUGAGCCUAUGGAGGGCCGCAAUGGCAGAAACGAGAAUGUCAGGAGCAGUGCUCUUGAGCUGCCGGGAUCCCAACAGGAGACAUUGACCCAUAGUUCUGUUGAAAGGGGAAAUUCUCUGAGGGCGGUCAUGAAAGAAUCGUCGCGCACAGAGCGUAGCGUUAGUCGUGGCCGUCAACAUGUGGACAAAAGCAUUGAGGCCACCGUCAAGAACCCGGAGACCAGCGGGACUGCUCGUAGCAGAAAGGCAAGCCAUAUGAUGGGUAUUUUCGACCCUCGCUCUGAUUCUGAGCGUCCCUCGACCAACCUCGGCGAACUAAGCCGUCAGAUGGCGGAGACCAAAGAGCAUUCAAAAACAAUCCCCCAACCGGCAGGCCCUGCUGGUGCUCAAGAGUUUGACGACGUGAAGAAGAUACGACGGAAUUCGAAUGGUUCCUUCGACCCUCCCGACUCCGCACUUCUUGAGACCGAUACUCGGUUUGCACCUGUGAGUUCACAUGCUGGCGCGUCGCCCAGCCAUGAUCACGAUCCAUACUUUCGACAGCAGGACCUGGCCCAACAGCCCCAUGUACCCUCGAAUCUGCUCGAAGAAAUUCGCGGGGCGUACAGACGGAAGAAGACAAACGAGACGCUGCAGCUGGCUCAAACAGACACAUCGCUCAAAACUCUCGAUGUCAAACCUUCAGAUUCUCGCGAGGAUGAAGAAGAGCACAUUUCUGCAGCUGUCUAUUACCCUCACCCAGGUCCAUCGCCUGAGGAGAUUGAACGCUUCACUUCUCCCGACCAAGUCGCCGCCCAUGCAAAAGCUUCGGUCAGGGCGCUUCGUGCCAAUACAAGCAUGACUACCGACCAGGGGGUGGAUGCUCCUGGAGGUACCGAACACAUCGACAUCUCGGUAGUAUCGAAGAAUGACACCAAGAUUUUUCAUGGAAACUAUCGGCCUGUGGAAGAUGCAAACACAGAUCUUCCUUCUCCGGCCCUCUCCCCAGUUGAAGAAACCCCAACCAGUGCCAUCGUCAGUGCUUCGGAAUCCGAGCUCGAGUCUGGGGACGAAUACGCGACGGCCAGUCAAGCCGAAGACAUUUCUACUACGCCUACACAGCAUAGCGCGCUGUCAAGAAAGCCAAGUGAUGCUCGUGCACCUCAUACAAGAGCAAAGGUUGUUCUUGAGCCUUACAAACAUCAGGUUGGCGGUCAUUCGACCAUCUUCCGGUUUUCCCGUCGUGCUGUGUGCAAACAGUUAAACAACAGAGAAAAUGAAUUCUAUGAAAGAAUUGAGCACAGACACCCCGAUAUGCUCAAGUUUCUUCCCAGAUACAUUGGUGUCCUAAACGUAACAUUCUCCAAAGGGCCUAAACAACCCACAACCACCGAACCCUCGACAGAUAAUACAUCAGGAGCUAAUGGCUCUGGGUCGGCCAAUGCCGCCGGAAGCCGACUCUAUCCAGAAACAGAGGAAAUGAAAGAAAUUCCUCAGCCUCGUAUUGUAAGCCAUUCACAACAAAUCGGCAGCAUUCCCCAAGUUAUCCUUGAACAGAAUAAACAUAUCAUCCCUUCAGACUACUUUUUGUUGCCGGAACGACCUAGGAGUGCCGACCCUAAUCAUGGACGGCGCCCGAGCAAAGAUUUUGAUAUGUCGAGUACACCAGUUCAUAAGAAUGGAUCGGCUCUUCGAUCACCUAGCAGGCCGUCUAUGCCAGAGCACUCCCCCAGUUGGGGUAACACAUCUGUUAAUGAGGGGCUCAGGGACAAGAUACUCCGGGAAGUCUUUGGACCGCCUCCUAUCCAAUACUUGCGACGUCAUCCAACUUCUCACAGCACCAUGCCGAGGCUGAAAGGUAGCCACGGCGCUCGUCGCAGAAGCAACCUGUCUGUUAAUUCCCUGCCUCAACAGAACGUACAGCCCCCUGAAGAACCCCAACGACGACCUCUUCCGGAGAUGGCCACAAAAGCUUCUCCACUGUUAGCACCUUCUCGCACUAGGUCCAGCGUGGCCAGCCAAAGUACAGAGCCUAUGUAUUCAUCUUCGGCGUCCGCCUAUGACGAGUACAAGCUUGAACAGGUAAAAACUACUGGCAGCGAUCUUUCAACCGCUUCUAGUGCUGACGCCAGGUCUCAUGUGAAAAGACGACAUUCUGGUAUGGGUCUGCGACGAAGGCGAAAGUCUGUCAACGACAGUACUACUAACUUGGAAUAUUUCGAGGACGAGGCUUACGCCACAGACGUCGGCCCAGACACUGGAAACGAUGUAUUUGCUAUGGACCAAGAUCCAAAAUCCCGAACCUUCGAGGCUCGUACAGACGUUCAGACUGCUGGCCAUCAAAAUGGACCAGACUAUUCUGAUGAGGCAAACCAUAACAAUAGCAGCCUGAACAACAUACCAGAACAGGUGGAGACCAACAUGGUUCCGUCCAACCCGAAAGAAGCACAAUCGUUCAGCUCAGGUGAUCGCGUAGCGUAUUUCAUCCUUUUGGAAGAUCUGACCAGUGGCAUGGGUCGUCCUUGUGUGCUGGAUCUCAAGAUGGGCACUCGACAAUUCGGAGUCGAAGCUUCCAAGAAGAAGAUGGAGUCUCAGCGCCGCAAAUGCAAGAUGACAACGUCGCAACAGCUCGGCGUCAGAAUAUGCGGAAUGCAAACAUUUGAUGCAAAGCACCAAAAGGCAACCUACGAAGACAAAUACUACGGUCGUGAUCUGAAAGCUGGACGAGAGUUUCGAGAAGCACUCACACGAUUCCUGUAUGAUGGGAUCAGCUAUAGCAGUGUGGCACGGCAUAUUCCAACUAUUCUGAACAAACUCUCCAAACUCGAAAGCAUGGUGAGAAGGUUGCCUGGGUAUCGCUUUUAUGCCAGUUCGCUUCUUAUGCUGUAUGACGCCGAGCCUCAUAAGUCUAGGGAAGCCGAAGAAGCGGCUAGGAAUGGUGUCGACAUAGCACAAUUGAAGAAAAAGGAAGGCAAGCAAUGGCCUCCGCCGAUCGAUAUCAAGCUUGUGGAUUUUGCCAAUUGUGUUACUGGUGAGGACGAAUUGCCUCCCAACGCUCAAGCACCGCCAGCUCAUCCUCACGAUAUUGACCGUGGUUAUCUGCGAGGCUUAAGAACUCUAAAAGCUUACUUUGAACGGAUCCUGAGUGACAUCAAGAACAACGAUGUCAAGGAGACCAGUGGAAGGGAAGAGUUAACGACUGACACUAAUGAGUUUACGAAGGAACUAUCUACUUCGAGCUCCAAUAUAGCCGACGAGGAUGGUGAGGUCAGUGUAUAG
This is a messenger RNA of Exophiala spinifera, 3825 nucleotides long. RefSeq lists its product as uncharacterized. The coding region runs from base 1 to 3825 and encodes 1274 amino acids. The record is from RefSeq and is a predicted model, not a curated record. Gene Ontology annotation, cellular component: cytoplasm; nucleus. Gene Ontology annotation, biological process: phosphatidylinositol phosphate biosynthetic process; inositol phosphate biosynthetic process. The transcript has a single exon. Gene Ontology annotation, molecular function: inositol hexakisphosphate kinase activity. Lineage: Eukaryota; Fungi; Ascomycota; Eurotiomycetes; Chaetothyriales; Herpotrichiellaceae.